Alnus glutinosa is the source of this 860-nucleotide messenger RNA. Its product is annotated as organelle RRM domain-containing protein 6, chloroplastic-like. The coding region runs from base 162 to 443 and encodes 93 amino acids. Lineage: Eukaryota; Viridiplantae; Streptophyta; Magnoliopsida; Fagales; Betulaceae. Gene Ontology annotation, cellular component: spliceosomal complex. Gene Ontology annotation, biological process: positive regulation of mRNA splicing, via spliceosome. The record is from RefSeq and is a predicted model, not a curated record. Gene Ontology annotation, molecular function: RNA binding. The transcript has 4 exons.
CGUUCUUUUUUCUUUUCGGCGAAAUUGAAAACCUCAUAUACGAAGAGGGAAAAAUUCUUGUCAAAAAUAAAAGAGGGAGAAGAAAACGGUGUGCCCGUUAAACGCUAAGUAGUCGUUUGCAUAAUAAACGCCUCCGUGAAGAACACCCAUUUAGAACUGAGAUGGCUAAAAGAUUCAACUCGCAGCUAUUCGUCAGCAGAAUAUCAUUUUACACCACAAAUGAACAACUGAAGAGGUUGUUUUCGCCAUUUGGGGUAGUUACAGAAGCUAGGCUAGUUAAAGACCCAAGAACCGAAAGACCCAAAGGUUUUGGUUUUGUCACAUACGAAUCAGAGGCUGAGGCUCAGAAGGCUUUGAAGGCCAUGAAUGGCAGGAUAAUUGAUGGGAGGCUGAUUUUUGUUGAAAUUGCAAAGACAGGGGGAGUUGAAGGUUCCACUUCUUGAUGAGAAGGCUCAUUUUAAUGUUCCAUAUAGAUUUCUGUAUAGAAAAUUGCCUUUGGGAUUCAGUGUUGGAUGACAAAUAACAUAUUGUUUCAAGUAGUUUCUAACCCCGCCCCUAGUCUAUAAAAAUGACAUGCGUUCUUUUACAUUUGAGAAGCACAUUGCUUUUUUUAAUUGCAGGGACAAAGUUGAAAGAAAUUUUAUUAAAAAUGCAUUUGUUCUUCCAACUUGGCCAUUGCAAUUAAAAAAAGCAUGUGUUUCUCACAUAUAAAAUAACACGCAACAUUUUUAUAGACUAGAUUGGAGGAGGUUGGAGGAAAACUCUAUCCUUACAAUAGUGUAUGUAUGUAGUAGAGCUUCAGUUCAAGUAUGCUCAUUUCAUUAUUAAUCUUAAUGCAUUUUAUUGAUGUUGCUUUCCAA